Molecule: messenger RNA, 4149 nt
Organism: Schizosaccharomyces japonicus yFS275
Lineage: Eukaryota; Fungi; Ascomycota; Schizosaccharomycetes; Schizosaccharomycetales; Schizosaccharomycetaceae
Product: tRNA specific adenosine deaminase subunit Tad3
Exons: 2
Coding region: 133-1056 (307 amino acids)
Biological process (GO): tRNA wobble adenosine to inosine editing
Cellular component (GO): nucleus; tRNA-specific adenosine-34 deaminase complex; cytoplasm
Molecular function (GO): enzyme regulator activity
Source: RefSeq, a predicted model, not a curated record
UGUCACAGUUCCAACUCCUUAACGGUGACUUUUUGCUCUUAGCUUUCGGCUGACUUCAUAAAAAGGAGGAACAUUGAUUCAGCAUUAUACUGUUCGUUUGUUGUACCGACUGCUCAUCAGUGCUUUCAAACAAUGACGAAUAAAAGCUCUUUUGUCCCAGAAGAGCAAUGGCCCUUUCAAUUAGUAAAAUCACAUCUCGAGACUCGAAGUCUACAAACCGAAAAUGUUUGGUUAGGAAGAAUUCAGCCAAAGUAUGCUUCAAAAGCGGCUGCUUUUGUGAAAGAAUAUCGCUCUAUUCAAAAUGAAAAAUUACUUCACAAUCAAAGGCUUCGUCGUAUUCAAAAAGAAGGAGAGCCUCUUAUACUUGAGGUGAUUCUGUGUCCAGAGGCUGCUAUGACAAGAGAUCAACUGGAAAAGAUUCUUGCCGACAGAGGGAUCGAAGCUGAACUUAGCGUCUUUGGAGUUCCGGCUUUCCCUCCACUGACAGAAGAGCAGUUUUCGGAAUGGUCUAAGGUAUGGCCUGUUUCGUUUCGUCGUCCUGUUGAUCGGGUGGAGCAACUGACGAAUGCUCAACUUGGACAGCUCGACAGCGUGAUGGACGAGGUUUUACGUUUAGCACGUCAGCAAGAAUCCUCCGGAAACGUUCCGUGUGCUAUUGCCAUCUACGAUUUGGACAACGAUACUAUCCUGUCUUUACAAGCAGAUGAUCGGAAAAAUUCUGGUAAUCCUUUGCAUCAUGCAGCCAUUCAGGGUAUAAACAAUGUAGCCGUUAAAGAACGGGAGCGACGUAUGCUUGAUCACGACCCAAAAGAAGAACGUUAUUUAUGCACAAACUUGACUGCAGUCAUGUCACACGAACCAUGUGUUAUGUGUUCCAUGGCCUUGUUGCACUCCCGCAUACAUCGUUUAAUCUAUUGUUCUCCUCAACCGUCAACCGGUGCCAUGCAGUCUUCCUACGGCAUUCACUGGCGCACCGAAUUGAACCAUCGCUACCUGGCUUACAGUAAUUGGAAGGGAAAGUCCGCACCCAAACUAGAUGAUAGUAUUCAUGUUUAGUUAUGUUGGAAACUUCCAUACAUACACAAAAUCUAUCAUUGUAAGUUAGGCCAACUUUGUCCUAUCCUUUUUGGAGACAUAUCAUUCCCGUUUGUAUAUAAACUACUACAGUCGACGACACUUGCUUGUCUACAUUCACGCUGAAAAAAAAAAACACAUUCUUUUUGUCAUUCCCUCCCUUUCGUUUUGUGGUUUUUAUCGAAGCUUUCUUAAUUUUAUUUCUUGGGUCAAAACUUGUCUUUCUUUUCUUCUGCUGCCAUGCUUUGUUGCAUGCUAUUGGCAAACUCGGAUAUAUUUCCGCCAAGAUUCGCGGCAACCAUAUCGAAGGGAACACGAUUUUCUGAAUACAUGGACCCAGAGCUACCGAAAGGACCUUUUGGAACAAGACGAAGAACAGGAUCAUCCGUGUUGAGUUUAUUGAUUUCUGACCAGGAGAACAAUUGGCCAUCAGUAGUAAGGGAAUAAGGGUUUAUGUCAAUUAAAAAUGCCCGGUCUUUUUGAAUAUAUGCGUCAAAAACAACUGUUUUUAUGCGGUUAGUAAAGGAUAAGUGCUCCAUGCGCAAAACACUUUGCAAAAACAACUUACAGUUUUCAUCUGGAAAAUCAUGAAGUUUUUCAGAGAGCUCUAUCAGUAACUCUAAAUGUUCUGGAGCUUCUUUCUCAAGAAAAUCGUAGUAAUUAGGAUCACGUUGAGAAACCGCAACCAGCUUUCUUCCCUUAACAAAGCAUCGAUACUCGUGUGAAGUGUGGAUAGGAAACCAUUCCUUCAAUACGAGCUCGUAUGAAAAGUUUUCCGUCAGCUUGCCGACAACAUCGUCUUUACAAUUGUCAAAGGGAUCAUCAAGGUCAUGAGCAACAAAAUCAGACGCCUUGAGUAGAAGGAGAAUAUCGCUUGCGUUUGUACAUUUGAGGGAAUUUGUUGGUGCAAUCCACAGAGCAUCCUUUGGCGUCGACCAGUUUAACUUUGGAACUACACUACCGCCCAACUCUUCAAUUGUAUCUGUAAUCAACUUCAGGUCCUCUGCUGAUACACGAGCACGCUGAACAUUUUCGUCGUCUUCAUCUUUGAUCUCACCGUCGUCCUCAUUUUCAUCAUCAUCACUUCCCCCCAAAAAAAUUCCAUCCUGAUUCAAAUAAUUCAGCACUGAAGGUGGAAUUGGCUUCAGAAUCCUUGCACGUGGUGUCAGUUUUUUAAACUUAGGAUACCAGCUCGAGAAUUGACAAUUUAGAACGUGUGCUUUUGUGGUUUCCAUUUUUUUUGUCACUGUCCACUUCCAGCAGAAUUCAAACACACAAUGAAACCCCUAGUAACAAUUGAAAAUCCCUAUUCCUAAAUCCCACUCUUUACGCUCUCGCCCAGCAGUUUUCGCUUUUCUCUUGGUGGUGAGGAAAAAGUAAACCACCAUACUUAUGUCCACACAAUAAACAGAAAAAUAAGAAUAAUAACAGGACAUGCCUUAUUCUCAAGCGUGGAAUACUGUUUAAGAAGUUAUCAAACGUUGUGUAUAAUGUAAUACCGUACGACCUCUAUUAUUAAACCAAUUUGAAAAAGACCGAGAGACUGUUUAUAAAUUAAGAUAAAUUAUUCGGAAUUUUUUUAAUGUAUCCUUAUUAUUACUAUUUUUUACUUCUACAGAGCCUGGCUACUAAGUAAAUGAAUAAAAAAAACUGUUAUAACUCAAACAUCCUCUUCAAGCACCUUACACGACAACCUCACCGCUUUUGUUUACUAGGGGGACCAUUAAAGGAUUCUCUAUUUAUUUUUGUUAUAAAACUGUUCUUUUGGUUGUAACGCAUGACACAGUCAGGUUGAGUAACAGUUUAGGAAAAGUGUGUGUAUGUGUGUGUAUCAAACGAAUCAAAAAACGGAAACAACAGAAGGUAUGUUCCGUUGUAUCAGGCAUCGGUGUUUGACUCCUUGUCAUUUAAACGAUCCAAAGCAAUCCGAGCAAGGAUAGAGGCAUCGUUAUACGGAGCAAUUACACGCAUUUGCUCAGCCUUUUCGUACAAACGACGGGCUUCUUGGAUUUUCCCAUUUUGUUCCGCCAGACUACCUAAUGUAUAAUGAGCGGCAGAGUAUGCAGAAUGGCAUUCAGAGUUGCGAUCCUUUUCCAAACACAGUCGGUAAGAGGCAAUGAUUUUGUUUAACCAGUCCGUAGCUUCAGAAAACAAUCGUGAGUGGUAACGAGACUCCGUUAUACCUGCUUCUGCUAUCAGACUGGUCGCCAAGUUAUGCAUAAGAACGAGACCAUGACAAGAAGGAUUGGCGGUAGUCAAAUCAAACGCCCGUUUGAACAAUGGCAAUGCCAAAUUGGGACUUCCUAGUUUCAGGUAUAAAUUACCACACUGUUCUAAAAUACGACUAGUAGAUUCUUCCGGUUGAUUGAAUUUUCCAGAGAACACCACUUUCAAAGCGUCAUCGGCCACAGAGGCUGCUUCUUCAUCACGCCCUAAUUGCUCUAACAGUUCAAUGAGUUUGCUGGAAAUAUACACCCGCUGUUCGACAAAAUUAGUUUGAUCUUUAGUAUUAUCCAAAAUUUUAAGAUAAACGUUUGCAGCAUCUGUUUUUUGUCCCAUUGCCUCAUAAACAUUUGCGAUUUGGAUGUCAAUUCCUUGAACAGCAGGUGAGGCCAUGCUCAUACAAGAGGUCGCCGAUUCCAGCGCCUUUUCAUAAUACGUAAGUGCCUUUGGUAAGUCAUGAACCCGGUCUCCACUAUAGUAAAUGGCCCGAUGAAGAUACUUGGCAACUUGAGGGGGAUAGCUUUUGUCAAUAGGAGACGGCUUGAUGAAGUAAACAAGUCCUGUACCAACAAUACCCAAACCCAACAAACUCAAUGGUAGUGGGCGGCGCCAGAAUCCUUUAUUAGAAGACAUUGAGAUCUUAUGCUGUAUCAGCUAAGUGUAUAUAAUGGUGUAUUUGAAUUUCGUAGGAUGGUUCAUGAAUGUGAGUCGUACACGUCAUGGCUAUCAACAGAACAGGCCCGACAAACAGCAACAAAAAAUGUGUUAUGCAGCUUUUAUAAAAUGAAUAAUGAUAGUAAUCGUGAAAGAAAGGCAACAUUAAUAUAGUCUAACUGAUCAAUCCGAUGGUAA